Messenger RNA from Choloepus didactylus (southern two-toed sloth), 933 nucleotides. RefSeq names its product olfactory receptor 51A7-like. The record is from RefSeq and is a predicted model, not a curated record. Gene Ontology annotation, cellular component: membrane. Bases 1 to 933 code for a protein of 310 amino acids. Gene Ontology annotation, biological process: G protein-coupled receptor signaling pathway. The transcript has a single exon. NCBI's taxonomy places the organism in Eukaryota, Metazoa, Chordata, Mammalia, Pilosa, Megalonychidae. Gene Ontology annotation, molecular function: G protein-coupled receptor activity; olfactory receptor activity.
AUGUCAGUCUUCAACACCUCUGAAGUAGAAAUCUCUACCUUCUUCCUGAUUGGGAUUCCAGGGAUAGAGACAGCUCACAUUUGGUUUUCUAUCCCCAUUUGCCUCAUGUACCUCCUUGCCAUCCUGGGGAACUACACCAUCCUCUUUUUCAUAAAAACAGAGAUCUCUCUGCAUGAACCUAUGUAUUAUUUCCUCGCGAUGUUGGCAUUUUCUGACCUAGGACUUUCCAUCUCCUCCCUACCAACCAAGCUGAGAGUCUUCUUAUUGAAUGUGACAGGAAUUUCCCCCAGUGCUUGCUUUGCUCAAAUAUUUUUCAUUCAUGAAUUCUUAGCUAUGGAGUCAUCAGUACUUCUCAUAGUGUCUGCUGAUUGCUUUAUAGCCGUUUAUAACCCUUUGCAGUAUACAUCCAUCCUUACUAGUGCUAGAGUCAUUAAAAUCGGCCUUCUAUUUGCUGGACUAAGUAUUUUGUUUAUCCUUCCCUUUCCCUUUAUUCUAAAAAGGCUGAAAUUUUGCAAGAAAAGCCUUUUAUCCCACUCCUACUGCCUCCACCAAGAUGUCAUGAUGCUGGCCAGCUCUGACAAUAGGGUCAAUAUUAUCUAUGGAUUUUUCAUGGCUCUUAUAGCUUUGAUAGAAUUGGUGUGCAUUUCUGUGUCUUACAUGCUCAUACUGAAAAUUGUUCUGGGCAUUACCUCUCAUGUGGGCCACCUGAAAGUCCUCAACACUUGCAUCUCCCACUUCUGUGCUGUACUCAUCUACUAUGUACCUAUUGUCACCUUGUCUGUCCUUGAUAGGUUUGCCAAAAAUAUUUCUUCUGUUAUUACAAUCACUAUUGCUGACAUCUUCCUUCUGGUUCCCCCUGUAAUGAAUCCUAUUGUGUACUCUGUGAAGAAUCAGCAGAUUAGAAGUUUGAUCCAGGGAAAAUUAUGUGAGUAA